AAGUGCAACCAUCUGAGGGCCCUCCCACCCUUGGGGCCAAAGCAGGAAGGAGGUGGGGCUUCUGAGGAGGCAGCCUGGGAGGUGACUGUGACUGUCACACUGGGGCUUUCCCAAACCAAGGCUGGAGAGAGGAAUGGAGCCCUGGCGCCCCAGCCCAAGAAACCCAAUGGACAGGAUAGAUCCUAACACCUUCCGUUUCCACUUUCCAAACCUGCUCUAUGCUUCUGGGCGGAAACUCUGUUAUCUCUGCUUCCAAGUGGAGACAGAAGACUACUUCUCGUGUGAUGACAGCGACCGGGGAGUUUUUCGGAACAAGGUCCAUCCCUGGGCUCGAUGCCAUGCAGAACAGUGCUUCCUCUCUUGGUUCCGUGACCAGUAUCCAUACCGUGAUGAAUACUACAAUGUCACCUGGUUCUUAUCCUGGAGCCCCUGCCCCACCUGUGCAGAGGAGGUGGUUGAGUUCCUGGAGGAGUACAGAAACUUGACGCUGAGCAUCUUCACCUCCCGCCUCUACUACUUCUGGGACCCAAAUUACCAGGAGGGGCUUUGCAAGCUAUGGGACGCAGGGGUCCAGCUGGACAUCAUGUCCUGUGAUGAUUUUAAACACUGUUGGGACAACUUUGUGGACCACAAGGGAAUGCGCUUCCAGAGACGGAAUCUGUUAAAAGAUUAUGAUUUCCUGGCUGCAGAGCUUCAAGAAAUCCUUAGGUGAGGGCGUCCUCAGCCCCCCUGCAGCUGCUGUUCCUUGCGUCUCGCACCUCCGCACCUCCCUCCCCAGCGCCUCAGGUCCCCGCCCCACCCCACCCCCACUUCCUCCUGCGCAUCCUCCCUCCUCCCUCAAGGCCUCCUUCUCCCCCAUGAGGGAGCCCCCAGCCUGGUUCCUCCCAUCUCACCACAUUCACCUUCUUGUUAAUAAACUGAAUGUAAAUGGG
This is a messenger RNA of Felis catus (domestic cat), 932 nucleotides long. RefSeq names its product DNA dC->dU-editing enzyme APOBEC-3Ca. Bases 134 to 712 code for a protein of 192 amino acids. Lineage: Eukaryota; Metazoa; Chordata; Mammalia; Carnivora; Felidae. The transcript is spliced from 4 exons. Gene Ontology annotation, biological process: DNA cytosine deamination; negative regulation of single stranded viral RNA replication via double stranded DNA intermediate; cytidine to uridine editing. Gene Ontology annotation, cellular component: nucleus; P-body; cytoplasm. Gene Ontology annotation, molecular function: RNA binding; zinc ion binding; cytidine deaminase activity. The record is from RefSeq and is a predicted model, not a curated record.